Molecule: messenger RNA, 967 nt
Organism: Entelurus aequoreus (snake pipefish)
Lineage: Eukaryota; Metazoa; Chordata; Actinopteri; Syngnathiformes; Syngnathidae
Product: calpain small subunit 1-like
Exons: 4
Coding region: 500-967 (155 amino acids)
Source: RefSeq, a predicted model, not a curated record
UUUUCUCCGUUUGUAUACUCAUGAUCAACACACUUUUUUCGAUGAGCUUGCAAAAACUCCAACAAAAAAAGUGAAUAAAAACGAUAUUUACUUGGUUUUGAGACAGUCAACAUUUGCAGUAUUUUCGAUGUCACUCUCAAAAAUCUGUAUCAAUGGAGUACACUACAGGACACACUGGCUUUACUUUGAAAAACCAAACCGGAUGCUCGUGUUGAACGCCGGCUUACUUGACCAUUUAUGUGCCGGCACCUGUUGUUAAAGAAGAAGCCCACAUCAAAGAUAACGUCACUAAGCAGACAAAAACUGCACACGAUAACAGUGGCGGAGUUUGGAUACAACCAGCACCACUUUUUGUGGAUUAAUUUUGCUUUUUGACAAUUCAGCGGAGUCGUCUUUUGACGUUUUUUUACUUGGCUACUUUGUUUCCGGAUACUGCUGCGGCAACCCUCGCCCCGUGCUGGAUGUGAGCCCUGCGUUGAAACCACUGGACCAAGGAAGCAUGCUGGCCGCCAUCCAGCACCACAGCACUGGUGCAAGAGCCGGAGGCGGAGGCGGUGGCGGUGGCGGUGAUGGAGGUGGCAGUAGUGGAGGCGGCGGCGGAGGAGAAACCGCGGUCCCCCUGGGGAGCUCUCGCUUCUCGAUCAGUACGACGACGGCCGGGAGCGCCUCCAUGUCGACAAGGGCCCCCGAGGGCCCCCCGAUGCACUCGCGGAGCCUAGACAACUCCGCCUCGGACCCCAACUACAUCUGGCAGACGGUCGACGACAUACGCAAGUUUGCCGAAGUGUUGCUUCAUCUGAAAGAGGCCUUCAACUUCGCAGGUCUACAAAGGAGCUGCGUUGGCAAUCCGGCGGGCGUGCUCCUGGGAAUAUGUGCCGCCAUGUUAGGUGUCAGUCGCCAGGACAUGCUAGGUGUCAGUCGCCAGGACGGGUCUUCUUCUGAGGUCGGUCCUUGGAACUUGGGCUGA